UUUGUGCAGAGGUGGAAGCAACAUCUCCUGGUUGGUGUCAGACGCGCAGCGUUUCACUCCGUUUCUCCAGCUGCUGUUCUGGGACCAGCCAUGUGGCUUUACGGGCUCGUUUUCGGACUCUUCGUCGUUUCUUAUUCCGAGAGCAGGAGAAAUGCGCUCCAGGACUACCAGAAAUCUGAUGGCAUCCAGCUGCUUGCAGUGGCUCCUGAUCCCUCCCACAUGACCAAAAGCCGGAAACUCAGCUUAACCAAAUGUGCCAAAACCUGCAGCCGUGGUAAAAGACUCCCAUUCAUCUGCAGAGCGUUCCUCUACGAUCACAAAAACACAAAGUGCCACUGGCUUUCAUUUGACAAAAGCUCUCAAGGAGCUGAAAGUCAUCAAAACUCUAAUUAUGAACUCUACCAAAAAAAAGACUAUGUAAGGGAAUGUAUUGUAGGGACAGGUCAAAGCUACAGAGGGCGGAGGUCAGUGACAGUGAGUGGGAUCCUCUGCCAGGCCUGGAUCUCCCCAAUACCUCACGAACACAAAUUCAUGUCUAAAAGGUACAGGAAGAAGGACCUCAGGGAAAACUACUGCCGUAACCCUGACAACUCCACCGCUGGUCCAUGGUGCUUUACCACUGACCCCAGCCCACACCUCAGACACCAGGAGUGUGGCAUACCACAGUGCUCACAAGUUGAAUGUAUAAACUGCAAUGGGGAAGAUUAUAGAGGACCCAUGGACUAUACGGAAAAUGGAAAAGAAUGCCAGCGGUGGGACCUGGACGAACCACACAAACACCAGUACCACCCCAAGAGGUACCCUGACAAGGGCUUAGAUGACAACUACUGUAGGAACCCGGAUGGACGUCACAGACCCUGGUGUUUUACCACUGAUCCAAACACACCAUGGGAGUACUGCAGCAUCAAAGCCUGUGAAACAACUCCUAAGAGUCCUGUGGUGAAAACAACCGAAUGUUACGAGGGCAAAGGAGAGGGUUAUAGGGGGACAGUAGACAUGACACCCAGUGGAAUCAUGUGCCAACGCUGGGAUUCUCAGUACCCCCAUAACCACACAUUUAUGCCUCAAGCUUACCCUUGCAAGGACCUGAGAGAGAACUAUUGUCGGAAUCCAGAUGGCCAAGAAUUCCCUUGGUGUUUCACUUCAGACCCAAGAGUCCGCACAAUGUUCUGCACCAACGUCCCUCGGUGUGACACCCACAACAGGCCUGACAGUGACUGCUAUAGGAACUUGGGAGAGAAUUACCAGGGAGAACAGUCAAGGACUAGAUCAAACCUGCCCUGUGCUCCCUGGAGAGACCACAGCCACAGUGGAGACAGGGGCAUGCUAAUGGCUGGCCUGGAGGAAAACUACUGCAGAAAUCCUGAUCAAGACAAACAUGGCCCCUGGUGUUUUACCAACAAUUCUGCCAUUCAUUGGGACUACUGCAAUGUAAAACUUUGUGAUGAGUCACUGAACGCCAUUCCUGCAGUUAAGCCAUCUCCUGUGAGAUGUUUUGUCCAUAAAAGGACCAGGAUUGUUGGGGGCGCUCCAAUAGGCAUAUCAGACGGCAGCUGGAUGGUCAGCAUACAGAAAGGAUCAGUUCACUGGUGCGGUGGUUCACUAAUACGAGAGAAGUGGGUUCUUACUGACAGACAGUGCUUCUCUUCCUGUGUGCCGGAUCUCAGUGAGUAUCGGGUGUGGCUCGGCAUCUCGGACCUUCGAGAGGAUGCUCCUGACAGGUCCAAGAGGCAGGAAAUCAGAAUAGUUAAUGUAAUAUGUGGCCCCAAUGGCUCCAGUCUAGUUCUUCUACGACUUGAAAAGCCUCCACUUCCUGCAGACAAUGUCCACACCAUUCAGCUGCCUCUAGCUGGAUGCUCCAUCCCAGAGGGAACAAUAUGUAAAAUGUAUGGAUGGGGAGAAACCAAAGGCACUGGCCACGAUGACGUUCUUAAGACGGUCAAUUUGCCCAUUAUUGGCAGUGACAGGUGCAGAGAAAUGCAUAGAGGGAGCUUCCACAUCACCAACACCAAGAUCUGUGCAGGAGGCAAAAAUAACGAGGGAGUGUGUGAGAGGGAUUAUGGUGGCCCUCUUGUGUGUCAGGAUGGUGAGCUCAAAGUUAUUGUUGGUGUAAGCGUCCAUGGCAGAGGCUGCGCUCGGGCCAACCAGCCUGGCAUCUUCAUUAAUGUGCCCUUCUACACUCAGUGGAUUUACAAAGUCUUCAAAUAUUACCCCGACCCUGAGAUUGCUUAG
Nematolebias whitei (Rio pearlfish) is the source of this 2232-nucleotide messenger RNA. It is a transcript of the gene hgfb, whose product is annotated as hepatocyte growth factor. The transcript is spliced from 18 exons. Gene Ontology annotation, molecular function: signaling receptor binding; serine-type endopeptidase activity. The record is from RefSeq and is a predicted model, not a curated record. The coding region runs from base 91 to 2232 and encodes 713 amino acids. NCBI's taxonomy places the organism in Eukaryota, Metazoa, Chordata, Actinopteri, Cyprinodontiformes, Rivulidae. Gene Ontology annotation, biological process: proteolysis.